Molecule: messenger RNA, 980 nt
Organism: Pieris napi
Lineage: Eukaryota; Metazoa; Arthropoda; Insecta; Lepidoptera; Pieridae
Gene: eIF3f1
Product: eukaryotic translation initiation factor 3 subunit F
Exons: 4
Coding region: 48-875 (275 amino acids)
Biological process (GO): translational initiation
Cellular component (GO): eukaryotic translation initiation factor 3 complex, eIF3m
Molecular function (GO): metallopeptidase activity; translation initiation factor binding; translation initiation factor activity
Source: RefSeq, a predicted model, not a curated record
CAUUCUGUGGCACAGAAUCUGUGCUAAUAUUUCUUUUAAACGUCAACAUGGCGCUCAACCUAGCUGUUAAAAUUCAUCCUGUUGUAUUAUUUCAAAUUGUUGAUGCAUACGAACGUCGAAAUGCAGAUUCACAUCGAGUUAUCGGCACCUUAUUGGGCACUGCGGACAAGGGAGUGGUGGAGGUGACCAACUGCUUCUGUGUCCCGCAUAAAGAACAUGCCGAUCAGGUGGAGGCCGAACUGAACUAUGCCAUGGAUGUAUAUGAGCUAAAUCGGCGAGUCAAUGCUUCCGAGAGUAUCGUAGGCUGGUGGGCCACGGGCAACGAGGUGACGAACCACUCGUCGGUGAUCCACGAGUAUUACGCGCGCGAGUGUCGCGAGCCCGUGCACGUGACGGUGGACACUUCUCUGGCCGGCGCGCGCAUGGGUCUGCGCGGCUACGUGUGCGCGGCGCUCGGCGUGCCCGGGGGCAAGCAGGGCUGCAUGUUCACGCCCGUGGACGUGCAGCUGGCCCGCUACGAGCCCGAGGUGGGCGCCCUGCGGCUGUGCUCCAAGACGGUGGGCGGGCGGGGCCGCCAGGUGCAGCCCGGCGGAGACCUGACGCUCGUGGCCGACGCGUCGGGGCGCCUGGGAUCCCUGCUGGAGCAGGUGCUGCAGUACGUCGACGAGGUGGUGGCGGGACGCGCCUCGCCGCACAACGCGGUGGGUCGGCAGCUGCUGGAGCUGGUCAACUCCGUGCCCAACAUGGCCGCCGACACCUUCGCCACCGCCUUCAACGCUAGCGUCAAAGACUCGCUCAUGGUGGUGACUCUCGCUCAACUCAUCAAAACACAACUCCAACUCAACGAAAAGCUCACUCUUCUCACCUCUCAGUGAAAAGUUUCAAAAUAUCGAUUUGUACGAAUCGGUUCAGUGGAAGCGUCGGCGUCCGAUAAAAUGUUUUGUAAAAUAUUUCAUGUAAUAAAUAAUUCUUUACGAUUA